AUGAAAUCUUACGCGGAGGACUCCGACUCCGACUCUGAGGUCGACCGGGCCAUCGACUCGGAGGAUGAGGUGGACCUCGUCGGGCUCAGUGAAAGCUGGGACGAGGUCAAGAAGACCCCUUCUGGAUCGAAGGCUGCGGCUAGGAAGGCUGGUGUCAAUGCGGCGGUCUCGCGAGUGCGCAAAGAAAACUUCAGUGCGAUGAUGGAGAUCAUCGAGACUGAGCCCAACCAGUAUGAGGCUUGGGUGAAGAUCACGGAAGAAGCGGCUUGGCAUGAGGGCCAUAAGAUUGCUCAUUCGCGCCGAGCUGAGCUGCGCGAGAUCGCGCUCAACGCGAAGGCCGAGAUGAAGCAGUCUCACGACCUGCAAGCGGCGCAAGAUGCAGAGGAGAUGCGGAAGAUGCUGGAGGGGCUGGCAAUCCAGCAGACCAAAGAGGAAGAAGAGGCCCGGCGCAUCUUCAAGGAAAGGGAGGCGAAGCUGUGGGCGGAUAUUGACGCCGCCCUGAAACAUACGCAGGAGCUCGAGGCGCAGAAGCGCAAGCUGGAUGGCGCUCAGCAGCGUCUCGCCGCCGCUGAGGCCCAAAAGCGGAAAGAUGCCGCCGCAGCCGCUGAGGCUGCAGUGCAGGAGGAGGCCGCCAGCAAGGCGAGAGCGGUGGCGGAGAAGGCGCGGGCCGACGCGCUCGCCAAGGCCCAAAAGGAGCAGGCGGAGGAGAGGAAGCGGGAAGAGGAGGCAGCGAAGCGGAAAGUCGCAGACCAACGGGGACUGCCGGGUGCCGAGUGGAAGGCAUACGUGAACAAGCAGCGGUGGAUGAAGGCGGAGGUGAUCGAAAAAGCGAAGGCGGAGGGUGGGGUCCGGGCGGGACUGCGAAAGGGUAUGCGGUUGAUGACAAGGGGUCUGGGCCAGGUGGUGAAUACGAGGGAGUCGGUCGUUCGUGUCACCAACGACAUUGCCGCCAUCCUCAAUGAUCAACUGCCCGCGCCUCCAUCUACAAGCUCUCCGAUGCUCCUCUCCCACCCUCCUCCCAUCGCCUACUCGUACCUGCUCUCACACCUGGCAAAGUCAAUCAUCAAGCAGGCAGAGUCAGAAGUCUCUGCCAAGCAAGAUGCGGCAUUCCCCUUGGCUCGAAUCGUCGUUGGUCUCCUCCUCCGUGGCCAUGCUGCCUUCGGCGAGGUGCUGUUCGCGCGUUUCGUCAAGAAAUGUCCGUGGAUCGUGCCUUUCUAUCCCAGCCGCCAGCCAGACCAACCUCGUGCGGAGUACGAGAAGUCGACCGGCCGCAGUACAGACGAAGGUCUCGCAGACUAUGUCUCGCGCAUGGCCGGUAUCUCCACUCUCUACUUCGCCAUCCUCCAAACCCCUCUUGGCUCACUCAUGCGCUACAUCCCCUCCCCACCGAGCCCGGACGAGCUCCUCGUCCUCGUUAUCCCGCCCCUCCGUCUCCCCGCCGCGUGGACGUGGAUCUCUUUCGCCCUCCGAGACUCGAUGCCGUCCCUUCCGCCCAUCGCGACGAUCCUGGCGAGCUGGAUCGAGGUGUGCGGGUUCGCCGUCGGGCGGACCUUUGGCCUCACCCAGCUCACCAAGGUGUACGAGGCCAUCAAGAAGGAGGGACUUGGAGAGGGGACUAUCAAAGGGGAUAGCGAGGCCGCGAGGCAGAGGUUGGCGAUGCUUCUGGACGGACCGUGGCAGGAUCACGAGCCACAGGGGCGGCACUGGGAGUGA
Messenger RNA from Dioszegia hungarica, 1713 nucleotides. Its product is annotated as poly(A)+ mRNA-nucleus export-related protein. Gene Ontology annotation, biological process: regulation of translational termination; poly(A)+ mRNA export from nucleus; regulation of translational initiation. The record is from RefSeq and is a predicted model, not a curated record. The transcript is spliced from 5 exons. Gene Ontology annotation, molecular function: inositol hexakisphosphate binding; translation initiation factor binding; phospholipid binding. Gene Ontology annotation, cellular component: cytoplasm; nuclear pore cytoplasmic filaments; nuclear pore. NCBI's taxonomy places the organism in Eukaryota, Fungi, Basidiomycota, Tremellomycetes, Tremellales, Bulleribasidiaceae. The coding region runs from base 1 to 1713 and encodes 570 amino acids.